AUGUGCUAUUUUACGUUUGAUUUGAAAAUGAAAAAAAUUGGUUAUAUUUUCAUAUAUGUAGCGUUUAUUAAUGUGCCAAGGGCAAAAUGCUCUAUACCCGGCACGUUUUUUUGGAAACCCCGUUUGGGUCUCGACUUAGCCGUUCCUACAACAGAGUUUAAGUUGAAUGUAAAUUUACGAACAAGAGAAAAUAUAGAAGAAGGCUUAGUUGUUCUCAUUGACGGAUAUCAAAUGGGCCUUUCUGUUAUAAGUAUUGCUUCUGGAGCAUCCAACAUCAAUGCACAAACCCCACAUUUUGAUCCAACAUCAGCAGCUUUCACCACCAAUUUUUACAGAUGGGCGUUAAGAUAUUUUAGCAGUAUUCCUUAUUGGAUUGGAGGAAAAGGAGGAAACUUCUGCGAUACCCUCAAACUCUGGCGCAGGAGAUUCUAUUAUAUGGAUGAACAGGAAAAAAGGUGCACCUCUCUUCCCUGA
This is a messenger RNA of Helicoverpa zea (corn earworm), 474 nucleotides long. RefSeq lists its product as uncharacterized. NCBI's taxonomy places the organism in Eukaryota, Metazoa, Arthropoda, Insecta, Lepidoptera, Noctuidae. The record is from RefSeq and is a predicted model, not a curated record. The transcript is spliced from 5 exons. The coding region runs from base 1 to 474 and encodes 157 amino acids.